Molecule: messenger RNA, 2505 nt
Organism: Leishmania mexicana MHOM/GT/2001/U1103
Lineage: Eukaryota; Euglenozoa; Kinetoplastea; Trypanosomatida; Trypanosomatidae
Exons: 1
Coding region: 1-2505 (834 amino acids)
Molecular function (GO): protein binding
Source: RefSeq, a predicted model, not a curated record
AUGCAAAGCUGGUACGAGUUCGGCUACAACGGAUUUCCCUCUGGCGAGCAACGUCGCCGCUUCUAUCGCCAGCGCGACGACCCAUGCGACAGCGAGGAGGAGCGCGACUACGACGACAAAACAAAUGACCGCCCCAUCUUCUACUACCCACUUCGGGCGAGCGAGGAAGGAAUCCGGUCUUCCUCAGUUUCUUUGUCACCGUCGACGGCAUCUGGCGAGGAUGGUGGAGGUGGGUGCGCACCGGAUGAUGAAGUGCCCCGGACGCGACUAAGCGGUGCUUACUCCUCUCGCCGCUCAAGGCGCGCUCGGAGGGAGUCGCACAAGGAGUCGUCUUUACGCUGCUUGCUGCAUACCACGUUGUACGAGGACAUGCCCGCGUGGUACGGAUCCAGCAGUGUCACUCUAGCCUCCCCCGGUUUGCCACAGGGGGUGUACACUCUCCAGCACGGCGGCGCCCCAUGUGCUUCCCCCUUAGCUGUAUCGAACCAGUUCAGCUUGUGGCGUUGGUGCUUGUCGCCAGCGACAGUCGCCUCGGCACCGCAGAACGAGGCUUCCGGCAACAUCCACUGUGUGCGUCUCGUAGAUGAUCCGUCGUUGCUGUCGCGCUUGCAGUGGGGCGCACUACACCCGGCGUUGCGUCUUGGUCACACCUCGACGCUGCGGGCACCUCCUCGAAUUGGACACUGUGCCGUACCCCUGAAGUCUCUUGACGCGCCAGUGCUGCAGUACUUUCUCUCUGACCACAGACAAGGGCGUCACGAGACAGAGGUGAGUCGCCUUGCUACCACAGCAGGUCGCUGCGGAAAAAAGGCUCUUGAUAGCAUACCAGUACUCCUCGCAGGCAGCGACGUGGAUCUCCACGUGUCUCUCGUCAUCGGCGGGGCGUCGCAUCUGGUGGAUAUGUCGAAUAGGAGUGGAGCGGGCAGUCUUCACGGCAGCAACGGUGUUCGCGGACCUUUGCGCGAGGGUGACAGCAUCGCUUUCAGAGGACCAAACCUUGACCGUGUGGCGAUUGAUGGGUCGCACAUUCUUUCCCACCCCGCGCUGUGCCUUUCCCUGCUCUCCCACUCCGCUCCUCAGCCACGCCAGCAUACCAUUUACUUUCCACUCGAUGGCCCGUCCAUGUCGGUUCUGUCUCCCAGGGCGUUCGCCACACUGACGCCGUGGCCUGACGCCAAUGGUGAGGAGUUUGCCCUCCGCUCAUUUGCGUACAUUGGCGGCACUGACAACGGCCGCGAUCCGCUCUCCUACCUUGAGGUGGAGCUGUUCCAGCUGAAUCUCGACACAUGGGUGUGGAGUAGCAAUCCUAUUUCCACGUACGGCGCGAAGCCGCCUCCGCGCUUCGGACACUCCGUCGCGAUGGUGAAAGAAGAUGCGUGUCUGCUCAUGCUUGGCGGCAUUGGGGCUGGUCGAACGUACCUGAACGACCUUCACGUACUGGAUCUGAGAACCCGGGUCUGGCGAGAGGUGUUCAUCCCGUUCGGCGUCGACAUGCCGCGUCGCGCCUUCUUCACAGCAGCGGUGCUGACGUUGCCCGACACCCCUCUGCGAGACAGAAGCGGCGGCGCGCACGCCACUUUCACCGACUCCGAUGACACCACGUUUGUGCGACGUGCGGCAGCGACUUUAGCACGCCAAUUGCCCCCUUUUGCACAGUCGAGGCAGGGUGCUUCGCCGCCGCCAUCUGUAGCGCAGCAAGGCUCUAGCAGCGAAGACGAAGGUGAGUGGGACGACGGCGUUUGGUCUGCGAGAGUCACGGCUGGACGGUCCAGAGACGCACUGGUAGUUUUGGGUGGCGAGUGCGAGGGGAAGCCGGUGACCUCUGCAUGGGCAUGCAUCCUGCGCAACGGCAGCUGGCGUCACCUUGCUUUCCCUCUCCGCACGCAGCCUCAAUUCUCGCAUGUGGCGCGCUCCGCUGUGCUGACCGAGGCGGAUGCGGAGCACGCGAGCGGCACCCUGUCACGAACCGACUUCCGCACAGCGAUGCAGGCGCUGAUGGAGCGGGUGCCGCACCCUAGCCCGCUCACCGCUUUUGAUUCUCUCGGCCACUCGAAUACGACGCACGAACCCUAUAUGACCGUGUGCCAUGGUUCUCUGGCACAGGCGGUACUGCUCCCUUCAGACACCGGAGUUGCCGAGCGCCUUGUUCUGAAUGGAGGCUCGCAGGGGCCUCCAGUGAGCGUGGUGUCGGAGAUGAGUUUCAUGGAGACAAGUUUGAAGGACGAUGUCUCACUGUGGCUACUGACGGCAGUGCAGCAAAGCUCGCUGUCGUCUGCGCUCUGCAAACGCGCCCAACAUUUGCAUAUCCUCUUCUUUCGCAAGAACGCGGGGCUCUCGCGUGCGGCGCAAUCGAUGCUGCAGUCCGACGACGAUAAGGCAGCACGGCCUGGCCCUCUCUCUGCCGAAGACAUGCGCUUCAAUCAUUUUUUGAGCAAUUGUGUACUGGACGGGCAGCUGGCGGAGUGGACGCGACUGGCCCGCAAGCGCCUGCGUGAGGAGUCGUGA